Molecule: messenger RNA, 1331 nt
Organism: Gymnogyps californianus (California condor)
Lineage: Eukaryota; Metazoa; Chordata; Aves; Accipitriformes; Cathartidae
Gene: PMEPA1
Product: prostate transmembrane protein, androgen induced 1
Biological process (GO): negative regulation of transforming growth factor beta receptor signaling pathway
Cellular component (GO): early endosome membrane; Golgi membrane
Molecular function (GO): R-SMAD binding
Source: RefSeq, a predicted model, not a curated record
CGCCGCGCCCCACAAAAGUGCGGGGCUGCCGCGGCCGGGCCCAGCCCAGCCGCUUCCCGGGCCGGAGGGGGCGCGGAGCAGCCGCCGAGCCGAGCCGCGCCGAGCCGAGCCGAGCCGCUGCGGGGGGCGCUGCGCCGCGCCGCGCCGGGCUGGGUUUUUUAUUUCCAAUUUUUGAUCGCAGCUGCAUUUCCCUCCCCCCGCCCCCCCGCGCCGAGGAGGAGCCCCGGCUUUAUGUGGUGCUGCCCGGAGAGCGCUCGGCGGCCGUGAAGUUCUUUGUGUCGCCGUCGCCUUCUUUUUAUUUUUUUUCCUUUUUUUUUUUUUUAAAUGUAUAACUUAAUGGGUCUGAACAGCACGGCCGUAGCUAUUCAGCCCAAUGUGUCCUGCACAUGCAACUGCAAAAGGUCUUUGUUCCAGAGCAUGGAGAUCAGCACUGAAUGUUUAGGUCACACCUUUCCAGGUAAACUGGCGGAGUUGGAGUUUGUACAGAUAAUCAUAAUCGUGGUGGUGAUGAUGGUGAUGGUGGUGGUGAUCACAUGUCUGCUGAACCACUACAAACUCUCUGCGCGAUCCUUCAUCAGCCGGCACAGCCAGGGGAGGCGGAGAGACGAGAACCUCUCAUCAGAGGGAAGCCUGUGGCCUUCGGAAAGCACCGUGUCGGGGAAUGGAAUAACAGAGCAGCAAAUCUACACCCCAAGACCCAGCGACCGCCUGGCAGUGCCAUCCUUUCUGCAGAGGGACCGCUUUAACAGAUUCCAGCCAACCUACCCCUACAUGCAGCACGAGAUCGACCUGCCGCCCACCAUAUCACUGUCGGACGGUGAGGAGCCCCCCCCGUACCAGGGACCCUGCACGCUGCAGCUGCGAGACCCCGAGCAGCAAAUGGAGCUCAACAGAGAGUCGGUCCGUGCCCCCCCCAACAGAACCAUCUUCGACAGUGACUUGAUAGAUAACUCCGUGUACGGGGGGCCGUGCCCCCGCAGUAACUCUGGCAUCAGCGCGACCUGCUAUGGGAGCAAUGGUAGGAUGGAGGGACCGCCGCCGACGUACAGCGAGGUGAUAGGGCACUAUCCUGGGUCGACAUUUUACCAGCACCAGCAGAACAACAACGGGAUGCCCUCCAUCUUGGAGGGCAGCAGACUCCAUCAUUCACAAAUCAAUGGCCUUGAGAGCACAACUGCGUGGAACAAAGAGAAAGAGAAACAAAAAGGGCACCCCUUUUAAAAAAAAAGAAAAGGAAAAAAAAAGGAAACAAAGAAAAAAGCAAGAAAGUAAAUGAAACACUCUGCACUUCUCGUUAAAAGAAAAAGGGGGGAGGAGAGAGAGAGAGAGAG